Messenger RNA from Setaria italica (foxtail millet), 2738 nucleotides. RefSeq names its product carbon catabolite repressor protein 4 homolog 1. The transcript has 12 exons. Gene Ontology annotation, molecular function: poly(A)-specific ribonuclease activity. Bases 309 to 2189 code for a protein of 626 amino acids. Gene Ontology annotation, biological process: nuclear-transcribed mRNA poly(A) tail shortening. Lineage: Eukaryota; Viridiplantae; Streptophyta; Magnoliopsida; Poales; Poaceae. The record is from RefSeq and is a predicted model, not a curated record. Gene Ontology annotation, cellular component: CCR4-NOT complex; nucleus; cytoplasm.
CACUCCCCUCAAGUGUUCCAAAUGGACGCAGCAGGGCUUUAACCCACCAAAGCCUCGCCGCCGAGCACAGCCCCGCCGCCGCUGGCCCCUUCCCCCCUCCGCGGGCUCCUCCGCCCGCUGCUCCUCUAUCGGUCUAGCGGAGCCGGAGAUCCAUCGCCAUCUAGACGACGACUGGUUUCUUCUCGUGUUGGGUUCGUCUUCUUCGGCGCGCAAGAUCGAUUCUUGUUGGCAUCGUAGCAGUUCCCGUACCUAAUCGAGGUGCGGGCGGAGUUGAUUUUUCGAGAAUUUGGGGGUUCAGCUGAACCCCCAUGACCCAGGUGAAGCCCGCCCCUGGGGGAAGGAUGCUGACCGUGCUGCGUGUGCACCUCCCGUCGGAGAUCCCGAUCGUUGGAUGUGAGAUCACGCCGUACGUGCUCGUGCGGCGCCCCGACGGCGGCAUCUUGACCGACGACGUGUCUGAGGCCUCUCCCGUUGAUGGGUACUUCAUGCGCUACAAGUGGUACCGCAUACAAAGUGAUCGAAGAGCCGCUGUCUGCAGCUUACACCCAACAGAACAAGCAACGCUUCAGUGUAUAGGGUGUCUGAAAUCAAAAAUUCCUGUUGCUAAGAGCUACCAUUGUUCUGCUAAGUGCUUCUCUGAUGCCUGGCAACACCACAGGGUUCUGCACGAACGUGCUAUUAGUGCUUUAAAUGAAAAUGGAACAGAAGAGGAGGAGUUAUUUGGCAAAUUUGGCAGUGGCAGUUCGAGUUCAGGGAUUAUUAGUGCUGCGUUGUCUGGUUCAACACCAAAUCUUUCGCAGAGUUCAGGUGUUAAUAAUGGACCUACACCUGUGUAUCCAACAGGCACUGAAAAGAGUUCCGGUGAAACUUGGUUCGAAGUGGGACGCUCACGAACAUAUACAGCAACUGCUGAUGAUAUUGGGCAUGUAUUAAGAUUUGAAUGUGUAGUUGUGGAUUUGGAAACAAGGGGGACUGUGCGAGCUCCUACUUCGGUCAUGACAUCCCGUGUGAUCCCAGCACCAACCCCCACUCCACGUCGCUUGAUCCCUGUGAAUGCUGCUGAUGCAAUGGGGCAUUUUGAUUUAGAUAACCGAACCACUUCGUUUGGGACAUUUACUGUGCUGUCCUACAAUAUUCUCGCUGAUACAUACGCAACAAGUGAUACAUACAGCUAUUGUCCAACUUGGGCACUUUCAUGGGCUUACAGAAGACAAAAUUUACUGCGUGAAAUUAUUGGUUACCAUGCUGAUAUUAUCUGUCUUCAGGAGGUACAAAAUAAUCACUUUGAAGAAUUUUUUGCACCAGAGCUUGAUAAACAUGGAUAUCAAGCACUUUAUAAAAAAAGGACAACGGAGGUGUACGCAGGAAGUCCUCAAGCAAUUGAUGGUUGUGCUACUUUUUUCCGAAGGGACAGAUUUUCUCAUGUCAAAAAAUAUGAGGUUGAGUUUAAUAAGGCUGCGCAGUCUUUAACUGAUGCUAUUAUUCCUGCUGCCCAAAAGAAGUUGGCUCUAACUCGUUUGGUUAAGGAUAAUAUUGCGUUAAUUGCUGUUUUAGAAGCUAAAUUUGGUAACAAUGGGACUGAAAAUCCUAGUAAAAGACAGCUUCUUUGUGUUGUAAGUGCUUCCUUAUUAUUGGGGUUAGCAUUGUUAAUAACAUCUAUGCUGCUUUUGAAGACGAUCAAAUUUCUUCCAUUAGGCACUGAAAGGAUUGGAGAAAUAGCUGUCAGUGCGGAUAUUCCUAUGUUGGUCUGUGGAGAUUUUAAUUCAAUCCCUGGAAGUACAUCACAUGGGCUUCUUGCUAUGGGCAAAGUUGAUCAAUUGCAUCCAGAUCUGGGGGUAGAUCCUCUUGGAAUUUUGCGCCCACCAAGCAAACUGACACACCAGCUUCCUCUGGUCAGUGCAUACUCAUCUUUUGCGAGGAUGGCUAGUGUUGGUUAUGAUUUGGAUCACCAGCGAAGGAGGAUGGACCCCACGACAAAUGAGCCAUUGUUCACAAAUUGCACGAGGGAUUUCACUGGUACCAUCGAUUACAUAUUUUACACAGCUGAUUCAUUGACAGUGGAGUCGUUACUGGAACUGUUGGACGAGGAUAGCUUGAGAAAAGACACAGCUCUUCCUUCCCCUGAAUGGUCAUCGGAUCAUAUCGCACUCCUAGCAGAAUUCCGGUGCAAGCCGAGAGUUAGACGAUAAUUUUAGGAGGAGCUGUAGGGGAGGGAUUCUCAACAAUCAGAAGAAUGCCUUCGUGGAAGUCAAGAAUGAGAAAGCCUAAGGGAAAGAGGCUUGUGAUUUUCCUCACCCUUUUACAUUUUGCCCUGAUGUUUUCUAGUGGCUCAAGUUGGAAAGCGACUUCCUAUAGAUGAUAUAUCUUUGCAAAGAGAAAUAAUUUAAUAGAUUUGGAUGUCAUUUUUAGUUUUCCAGCCUCACUUUCUCACCCCUCACCUUCAGUGAGUCCAAUGUCCACAUUUUUGUUUCUUACCUUGGAAUUUAGUUCUUACAAACUGGAAAUGAUCCCUUCCAUUGUGUAUGCCUCCUUUUCUUGUGACAUGUAAAUUCUGUUGUAUGGGGGGUUAGCGCUUGUUUUGUAGACGUAGUUGUUAUUUGAAGAUGCUUAGUCGAAAAAACAGCGCUGUUGGGGUUAUCAUGGAGGACAUGGAACAGCACCUGGUGAGGCUGUUGUAAGAAUUUUGAGCUUCACACUGGGGAGGCUAUAUUGAAUGAAAACUGUGAAAUUUGAUGUCU